This is a messenger RNA of Leishmania mexicana MHOM/GT/2001/U1103, 780 nucleotides long. RefSeq lists its product as hypothetical. The record is from RefSeq and is a predicted model, not a curated record. Lineage: Eukaryota; Euglenozoa; Kinetoplastea; Trypanosomatida; Trypanosomatidae. The coding region runs from base 1 to 780 and encodes 259 amino acids. The transcript has a single exon.
AUGCUGUUCGGCAACGAGCCCCCUUUCCAUCUAAAGCCGAUUCCGUACCGCGGUGUCCGCAAGCACCAGGCAGAGGUGCUGCAGCAUCCACCCGGCUAUAAACACCCGAUCAUUCCUCUCCCGCUGUGCUCAGAGCCGGAAGUCACAGCAACACGACCCGGCGCGAGCAGCACCGCGGCGCACUUGUCGCGCUCUUCUGCCUUUCUCUCACCGGGCCCCUCGGUGAAUUCAAGGAGCACUCCUGGGACUUCACCAUGUACAUCAUCAAACCACCGCGCAGUGGGCCCCGCCACCGCUUCUGCACUCCACAGAGUGGGACCACCGAAUCUACUGCAGCAGCAGCAACACAACCCGCGCAUGCGCCGUGACAGCGGACGAGGCGGCGAUGCCUUUUUAGCGGAUGCAGAACGACUUGAUCCUGACAUGACGGCGGAUGCUGCUCUUCGUCAGGAGCGCGUGCGCGAGCGUCAAAAGCUUCGUGGACACCAGCAGGCUCGCCGCGAGCGGGCGGCAUCACGCGAGGCGACGCUACAAGCCUCCCGCAACGCCGCCUUUGAAGCAGAGUGUAGGCGACUCGCCAACGUAGCUGGCACAGCGCGCAGCAAUCGCGAGCAAGACGACCGUGAUCCUAUUACCCACCAAUGUUACACAGCGGAGGCGGAGAAGCUGGUGAUGGAUCGCAACUGUGACGUGCGCACCCGCUACGCCGCACGCCAGCGUUUCCUCGACCGGCAGAUGAACUCAACGGAGUAUAACAUCCUUACGUGGCAGCUUCGAUAG